Scatophagus argus is the source of this 6493-nucleotide messenger RNA. RefSeq names its product Ras protein-specific guanine nucleotide-releasing factor 2a (gene rasgrf2a). Bases 605 to 4564 code for a protein of 1319 amino acids. The record is from RefSeq and is a predicted model, not a curated record. Lineage: Eukaryota; Metazoa; Chordata; Actinopteri; Scatophagidae. Gene Ontology annotation, molecular function: protein binding; guanyl-nucleotide exchange factor activity. The transcript has 29 exons. Gene Ontology annotation, cellular component: plasma membrane. Gene Ontology annotation, biological process: Ras protein signal transduction; positive regulation of GTPase activity.
UCCUUAAAACGUAAAGCCGCGCUCAGGUGGACGUUAGCGGACUGCAACGCACCUGUCACUUCAACUUCUGUCCUCCUCACGCGCUCCUGACGCGCGGGGCUUGUCUGCUCGUGCGCCCCUGCGCGGGGCGGCGCGGGGCGGCGCGGCUGCAGCAGCGACCUGUCUCUUUAAGUUGGUGUCAAAGCCGAUUAGCGCUGAUCUCCGUCGUGAUUCUGUUCUCACCGUCUGUUCCGCGAAUCUGUUUCUGCUCUGCGCUGCCGGCGGUGCGGGACGCUUCUGCUCUGCGGCCCGGAACGACGCGCGCUCCUCGGCUGACUCUUCGCCAAACUUUGGAGCAUGGAAACGUCGUGAGGCGCGUUCUCCUCUGCCCGCAUUAAAGACCCGAGCUGGUGAGCUGGUGAUGCGCGCUGCGCCGCGGACAACUACAACUUUUUAAACCAUGGUAAGCCCGGAUUACCUGCCCCUGCAGACGGACUCUGUAACCGCGCUCUCUGUGGGACGCCUCCGCUAAGAGAAGCGACAGCCCGGCAGUGCGUGAUGUGAUGCCCCGGAUUACUGCGUGAAGUUGGCACCAGAAUAAAAAGGAAACGCGGGCGAACAUAAAAUGCAGAAGGGCGUGCGGUACAACGAGGGCCACGCGCUCUAUCUGUCGGUGGUCGCGCGUAAGGAGGGCACGAAGCGCGGCUUCCUGAGCAAGAAGACCACGGAGAACAGCCGCUGGACUGAGAAGUACUUCGCCCUCUACCAGAACGUGCUCUUCUACUUCGAGAACGACCAGAGCACGAGGCCCUCCGGGAUUUACCUGCUGGAGGGAUGCACGUGCGAGCGGGCACCGGCGCCCAAAGUGUCCGCCAUCAGCAAGGAGCCCAUGGAGAAACAGCAGUACUACUUCCUGGUCAUCUUUGGUCACGAUGGACAGAAGCCCCUGGAGCUUCGCACCGAGGAGGAUUCAGACUGCAACGAGUGGGUGGAGUCCAUCCAGCAGGCCAGUUACUCUGACAUCAUCAUCGAGCGCGAGAUCCUGAUGCAGAAGUACAUCCACCUGGUCCAGAUCAUGGAGACUGAGAAGGUCGCGGCCAAUCAGCUUCGCACUCAGCUCGAGGACCAGGACACUGAGAUCGAGAGGCUUAAAGCUGAGAUCGUAGUGUUGAACAAAGCCAAGGAGAGGCUGCAGCCUUACCAGAGCAACCAAGAGGAGGAAGACCCGGAUAUCAAAAAGAUCAAAAAGGUACAAAGCUUCAUGCGUGGCUGGCUGUGCCGGAGGAAGUGGAAGAUCAUCGUCCAGGACUACAUCUGUUCGCCUCACGCUGAGAGCAUGAGGAAGAGGAACCAGAUCGUCUUCAACAUGGUGGAGGCCGAGACCGAGUACGUCCACCAGCUCUCCAUCCUGGUCAACUGUUUCCUCAGGCCGCUGCGCAUGGCCGCCAGCUCCAAGAAACCUCCCAUCAGCCACGACGACGUCAGCAGCGUUUUCCUCAACAGCGAGACCAUCAUGUUUCUGCACGAGAUCUUCCAUCAGGGGCUUAAAGCUCGGAUCGCUAACUGGCCCACGCUGGUUCUGGCCGACCUGUUCGACAUCCUGCUGCCCAUGCUGAACAUUUACCAGGAGUUUGUGCGGAACCACCAGUACAGCCUGCAGGUCCUGGCAAACUGUAAGCAGAACAGGGACUUCGACAAGCUGCUCAAACAGUACGAGUCCAACGCUGCCUGCGAGGGCCGCAUGCUGGAGACCUUCCUCACUUACCCCAUGUUCCAGAUUCCACGAUACAUCAUCACCCUUCACGAGCUGCUGGCUCACACGCCUCAUGAGCACGUGGAGCGCAAAAGUCUGGAAUUCGCCAAAUCCAAACUGGAGGAGCUGUCGAAGAUGAUGCACGACGAGGUGAGCGACACCGAGAACAUCAGGAAGAAUCUGGCCAUAGAGAGGAUGAUUGUGGAGGGCUGCGACAUCCUGCUGGACACGAGUCAGACCUUCGUCAGACAAGGCUCUCUCAUCCAGCUGCCGUCCAGCAGCGAGCGGGGCGUGCUCAGUAAGGUCCGCCUGGGCUCGCUCUCGCUGAGGAAGGAGGGAGAGCGACAGUGUUUCCUGUUCACCAAACACUUCCUCAUCUGUACCCGAACAUCUGGAGGAAAGCUUCACCUGCUCAAGCAAGGAGGGACCCUGUCUCUGAUCGAGUGCACGCUCAUUGAAGAACUGGACGCCAGCGACGAGGACUACAACGCAGCGGGUCAGGGCUUCAGCCAUCUGGAGUUCAAAAUCGUGGUGGAGCCCCCUGAUGGUCAGUCCUUCUCCGUCGUCCUCUUGGCUCCGUCUCGCCAAGAAAAGGCCGCGUGGACGAGCGACAUCAGCCAGUGCAUCGAUAACAUCCGCUGCAACGGCCUGAUGACCAGCGUGUUCGAGGAGAACUCCAAGGUCUCUGUGCCGCACAUGAUCAAGUCUGAUGCUCGACUGCACAAAGACGACGUGGACAUCUGCUUCAGCAAGACGCUCAACUCCUGCAAGGUCCCGCAGAUCCGAUAUGCCAGCGUGGAGCGGCUGCUGGAGCGGCUGACGGACCUGCGAUUCCUCUCCAUAGACUUCCUCAACACCUUCCUCCACACGUACAGGAUCUUCACCACCGCCGCCGUGGUCAUCGACAAGCUGGCCGACAUCUACAAGAAGCCGUUCACCUCCAUACCUGUCAGGAUCGAACAGCACUCGUGUGAUCGUCUGUCCAUCAUGUCCCUCUGUCCUGACUACAGUCUGAAGAUCACGCAGCUUGCCUUGGACCAGUCCAAGUCUCUGGAGCUCUUCUUCGCCACCAACCAGGGCUCGUGGGGGACGGACCCCCUGAACAACAAAUCCCCGAGGCUGUGCCGCAAGUUUUCCUCUCCCCCUCCUCUCUCCAUCCCCUCUCGCACCUCCUCCCCCGUCCACUGCCGCAAGCUCUCCCUCAGUUCCCCGGUCAGUGGGAAAACGGGAGCCUUGGACCUGUCCACCACCCCCUCCUCCUCUGCAGCCAACUCCCCCACCUCCAGCCACAGCCCCUCCAUCUCCUCUCCUCCUCCCGGCUCAACCAGGCCCCCCUCUGGCCUUUCAUCCCCUCCACCCACCGCCACACGCUCUCCCAGCCUGCCCCAGGCCUCCGGAGUGUCCUCGCCGCCCCCCGUCAGCACGAAGGCCCCGCUGGACCUCAGCCGCGGUCCCAGCUCCCCAGAGCCGAGCCCAGCUGCAGGGGAGGAUGUCAGCGGAGAGCUGCCUCGCCUCGACGCCUUCUGCGGGAAGCUGAGGCGCAGCAUCCGCAGGGCUGUUCUGGAGUCAGUAUCUCUGGACAAAUUCAUCCCUGAGUCACCAGCCAGCAGCGAGCCGGGCGACAUGUCUCCCUGCCGCUCGCCUUCGACGCCGAGGCAUCUCCGCUACAGACAGACAGGAGUCACGUCAGGGGACAACUCUCGCUGCACAAUGUCACCGGCUUCGGCGUUUGCGAUUGCCACAGCUGCUGCGGGACAUAGCAGCGCUCAGGGGUUUAGUAAUUCUGAGAAAACCUGCGACAAAGAGUUCAUCAUCCGCAGAGCUGCUACCAACCGAGUCCUCAAUGUGCUGCGACACUGGGUUUCUAAGCACUCCCAGGACUUUGAACUGAACGGCGAGCUGAAGAUGGGUGUGAUCAGCCUCUUGGAAGAAGUUCUGCGAGAUCCAGACCUGCUGCCACAGGAGAGGAAAGCAACAACAAACAUAUUAAGUGCCCUUUCUCAAGAAGAACAAGAUGACGCUCAGCUGAAGAUUGAGGACAUAUUACAGAUGAAAAGCUGUCCACUACUACACUUCAUUGCGGCAGAGUCUCCAAAGGCCGAGUGCUUUGAGUCUCUCUCGGCUAUGGAGCUGGCCGAGCAGAUCACACUCUUGGAUCACAUUGUGUUCAGGAGUAUUCCCUAUGAGGAGUUCCUCGGUCAGGGCUGGAUGAAGGUCGACAAGUCAGAGAGGACUCCGUACAUUAUGAAGACGAGCCAGCAUUUCAACGAUAUGAGUAACCUGGUGGCAUCUCAGAUAAUGACCCAUACCGACGUUGGCUCCAGGGCCAGCUCCAUAGAAAAGUGGCUAGCGGUGGCUGAUAUCUGUCGCUGCCUCAACAACUACAAUGGAGUGCUGGAGAUCACGUCUGCUCUCAACCGCAGCGCCAUCUAUAGGCUGAAGAAGACCUGGGCCAAAGUCUGCAAACAGACGAAGGCGCUCAUGGACAGGCUGCAGAAGACAGUGUCCUCAGAGGGGAGGUUCAAGAAUCUCAGAGAGACACUGAAAAACUGCAACCCUCCAUGUGUCCCAUACCUGGGCAUGUACCUCACUGACCUGGCUUUCAUUGAGGAGGGAACACCCAACUUCACAGAGGAGGGUCUGGUUAACUUCUCUAAGAUGAGGAUGAUUUCUCAUAUUAUUCGGGAGAUUCGUCAGUUCCAGCAAGCACCUUACAGGAUAGAGCACCAACCCAAGGUGACUCAGUUCCUCCUGGAUAAGACUCUAGUGAUGGAUGAAGAUACCCUCUAUGAGCUGUCGCUGAAGAUUGAACCCCGAGUACCGCCGGGCUAAUGAUAGUUAAUACACACACACACACACAGACAUGAUACACACAUUAAACAUCAGUCAUAAAUUAACAACGCUUGAGAUUCUUUCUUAAUAAAGCAGGGGUUGUUUCAUAAAACACCACCAGUUGUUGUGCUUAGGAAACUCAGGAGAAAAUGUGCCUUGAAUAAAUAUCUGAUGUGUUAUGUAGUAAACAAAAUGAACCGUACAACACACAACUCUGCCAUAUGAUUACACAGUGAUGACUGUACAAACAACCAUGUUAUCUACUAAACAUGGCACUAGAAAGUAACCUCUUGCUGCUAUCACACUGUAAAUACUGAACAAUCUGCCUCUGUAGUCUUGCACAUAAACUUCGUCAGAUGAGUUUUACAUUAUUGGUACAGUAUUGUUCAGAGCUGAAUUAACCCGCCUAUGGUUUCCCCCCAGGCCACAGGUUUGCUGUGUAGUAUCAUUUUCAGAUUCAUUUAGUUGUUUAAAGAGAACUGCAUGUUGUGUUCCAAUAAAAGUCAAAAAAUCCCUCCACUUCCAGGUUUUCACACAGCGAGACUAAAGCGUUUGGGAACGUUGCCCACUUUGCCUGGUUGGUAAUCCAGCCUUGUGUAUGAUAUGUGUUUGUUGAGAACAUUGUCAUAUUUAAAGAUGGCAGACGGUUCUCCACUUCCUCCCACUGUACAAAAGUGAAGCCAAAAUAUCCCUGAUACGAGCGCUGCCAUCUUGUUCUGGUGACAUCAUUUGGAGCCAGAGUCUGUGCAGUAGUGAUCAGCAUUGAAGCCACAGUAUUAUACCUGUCUGACCCAGUCAGGACUGGUGCUAAGCUGUCAGUUAUGACAUUUAAAACCAAACCUGUCUAAAAAAUGAACACUUGAACAUACAUCAGUGUGAGAAGAACCACCUUAAAUGACAAACGGUCGUUGAGAAAAAUUUAUUUGGCGUGUACUUUGAGAUUUCAGUUUGGCUCAUGUCCCACCUGCUGACAUGGAGGGGGAGGGGCUUAUGAGCUGUACUGUAGCCAACCAGCAGGGGGCCAUCCUGGCUUCACUUGUGGGGAGCUCUGAAGUCAGUGGUGGAGACACACUGGGUUUCCUAAACAAUUGAAGUGCAGUUUAGAUAUUUUAUCUAUCAACAUUUGCAUGUUUCAGCAAACCUCUUUAUGCUUUUCGCACAUUCCAAAUCUGAAAAAUACGGUUAUCACACAUUUUGUUUUCUUCUUCUUCUUCUCUUGACAAUCAAAAGCGUUUCCAAUGCACAUCAUAUCUUUUUAGCUUUGUAUUAAACAUUUUGUACACAAAACGAUAUGAUUUUCAAUUAUCUUCAUUUUUUCAAGAGAACUGGCCUCAAAGGUUUCUUACAUGCUACAAAACCCUGCAGUUAAAUAUCUUUUAAUGUAUCACUUUUAUUGUUAGUUCCUUGUCAAUGUGAUUAUUUAAGUAUAUUUAUACUUUAAACCUUGUUGACUGUACUAGUAAAAUAGUAAUAUAUUUGCACUAUUGAUUUGUAAAGAAUGCCGAUAGACUCUAAACUCAUUCAUAGCAUGAAUCUAGCAUGACGUCGCCUCCGCCCUUCAGGUUACUUUUAUCCUGUAACUGACUGUUAUUGAGUUUUAUUAGCUUCAAUCAGUUAUUUUGACCCAUUCCUGACUUCAGGGGUCUUCAAAUGUUUAAAUACAUUAGUACAAAAUAUCCUUACUUUUCUUAUUUGUUUACUUUGAAAUUCCAGUUUUGAUGUUGUAUUUUUCCAUGCUUUUCUCUGUGUGAUGUACGGAUAUUUACACACAAUAAAAGCAAAAAAUGUGAAUUAUGACGUAGUUGAUUUUUCAUGGCAACAGUAAAACAUAUCAGUAUUUAUCAGUGAUCCUGGCCCUAUUGGAUCAGAACCAAAUUAUGUGGUGUUGUCUGCCCCCUACUGAAUUAUACAAUCAAAAUGUUAAAUGUA